CAUAAGUCAGACUGAAGAGGCAGCCAGCGCUUUUCAACGGUACAUGACCACUCCAGUCACCCCGAUCAGCUGAGACUUUAAUCACACGAACGCUCGCCCGACGCCCGAUUGUUUUGUUGCUUAUAGUACUCAUUCACUUCCUCAUUACAUUGGAAGCACCAUGGGGAAGAAGAGCAACGCAAAGAAGAUUUCAAACCGCAGCACUGGUCCAGCAAAGCUGCUGCCCCAGACCCGAGGGGAGCUGAGCGUCAUUGUCGAUAAUGUAUUUAAACGUUGUACCAAAGUUCCACCGGCCACCACUCCCAGUCCAGCUCAAGAGUGGGCUGAACACCUUGAGAUCUACAAGCUCAUUGAGAAGAUUAGAGAAAUUGAGAAAGAUGUCCAGCUUCCGAAGUAUCCUCGCCUAGAACAAGUAACUCCCUUCAUGAUGUGGCUGAAAGAAAAGAAUGUUACUGUGUCUGGCGUGGAAGUGGUAGAUUAUGGACCACUAGGUCUGGGACUUCGAGCUUGCCGAGACUUGAAGCAGGGAGAGGAGAUCAUUGUGGUACCCAAGGAGGCCAUGAUAACUGAAGAGACAGCCAGGAAAUCAUACUUGGGUCCUCUGAUUGAGCGUGACCCCAUCCUGCAGCACAUGGGCAACGUGUGCCUGGCACUGCAUGUCCUAGGGGAGUACGUCAGUCCCAAUUCACCAUGGCUGCCUUAUCUCCGUCUCCUGCCAGCCUCUUACACCACCACCCUGUACUUCACCCCUGACCACUACCAGGCACUCAAAGGUUCUCCGGUCCUAGAUGAAGCAGUGAAGCAGUUCCGUAAUAUAGCACGGCAAUAUUCCUAUUUUUAUCGCAUCCUGCAGUCAUCUCCUGAGGCCAAGAGCUGGCCCAUCAGGGACUACUUUACCUUUGAUGCUUACAGGUGGGCUGUAUCAACUGUGAUGACCCGCCAGAAUCGAAUUCCCAUGGAGGGUGGAAGCGGCCAGCUGGCCCUCAUCCCUGCAUGGGACAUGGCCAACCAUGAGCAAGGAAUUUACUCAACUGCUUUUGAUGAAGGUGGCAGAGGGUGUCUGUGCCUGGCCCAGCGUGGGUUCAGUGCGGGAGAACAGUUCACCAUCCACUACAGUCAGCGCCCAAACAACGAGUUCUUCCUCCACAGUGGCUUCACGGAUCCAGACAACAAGAAUGAUAGCCUACCCAUCAAAUUGGGAGUAAGUAAAAAUGACCCACUAAACCAGGAGAAGGUGGCACUGCUGGCCUCCUUGGGGCUGCCUGCUUCAGGCUCCUUCAUGCUAGUACCUGGCCUUCACCCCAUCUCUCCUGGCCUCCUUGCCUUCACCAGGAUCUUUUGUAUGGACAAAGACUCCUUGGAUAAGUGGAAGGAAGAUGGAGAGAAGGCACGUGGAUUGAUGCACGAGGAUUGUGAUGUGGGUACUACUGUGGAGGAUAAGACUUGGACCUUUUUGCACACACGUGUGUCUCUCUUGACCCGGGCUUACCCCACUACAGUGCAGGAGGAUGAGGCUUUGAUGGAAGGAGCCUCGGGUCUGGAUGCCUUGCUACGGUCUCAGUUGCUGUGUGAGAAAAGAAUCCUGAAGGAUGCUGGAACUUACCUUAGUUCUCGCACCACCAAGUGAGCACUAGCAGCGCCACAGUAGCUGUGCUGAUAAAGGCUUGCACAAGAGAUCCUUGAUUUGGUUUGUUGAGUGAUUUUGUCUUAUUUAUAUCAGUGAAUGAUGAAAAUACUUAAGAUCUGAAAGAAUUUAGCCCAGUUGAUGUAAAGUUGUUCUUACUCCUUGGUAAUAUUUUCUGGUCAUUAUUUAUGCAGUGUACAUAUGAUACGUAAAUAUAGACAUUGGCUAUAUACUGUUCCAUUGGAGUAUUAUUAUGUAAGUAUCCUCAAAAACUAAUUUUACCAAAGACAGAUUGACUCACCAGAUGCAAACAAGGACUGAUGAAUAAACCAUUACACAGCAA
Portunus trituberculatus (swimming crab) is the source of this 1967-nucleotide messenger RNA. RefSeq names its product actin-histidine N-methyltransferase-like. Gene Ontology annotation, molecular function: histone H3K36 methyltransferase activity; protein binding; protein-L-histidine N-tele-methyltransferase activity. Bases 161 to 1627 code for a protein of 488 amino acids. The record is from RefSeq and is a predicted model, not a curated record. Gene Ontology annotation, biological process: actin modification; peptidyl-lysine trimethylation; peptidyl-lysine dimethylation. The transcript has 12 exons. NCBI's taxonomy places the organism in Eukaryota, Metazoa, Arthropoda, Malacostraca, Decapoda, Portunidae.